GCACUGACCAGCUGACGUCGCUGAACAGGCAGCUUCAACAGACGUCUGUCCAAAAAAGCCAGUUAGGUGAAGAAGCCUUUGUGUUGAGGGGAAAGGUCAGGCAGCUGAAACUGCAACUGGACACGUGCAGCUCGACCGCCUCGGCUGUUACCAGCUCGUAUCAAAACGAACUGCAGUUAAAACUGAAGCAGCAGCUCGAGAAAUUUGACAACGAUGCAUUUCUGAUUCUGAAAGUCAUGGCACUCACCAGUGAGGUGAAUAAUUUACAGAAGAAGCUCAGACUUGAUUCUAAUUCUACGAAAGCUACUGAAAUAGCUGAGCUGCAGAGAGAGUUGGAAGAGAAGAGCGCCGAACUGAAUGUUAAGAAACAGCAAAUAGAACAAAACGUCGCAAACUCAACGCUCAUUCUUCAGAUAAUCUCGCUGCAAAGUCAGAUCUGGGAUUUACAACAGACGCAAUCAAGACAGUCCGACAGGAGAAUUCUGGCUCUACAAGAGCAGCUCGACAGGAAGAUCGCUGAGCUGCGAGGCUCAGCAGCUGUCCCCUCAGCGAUGCUGGAGCUGAUUUCUGUGCGCCAGAAGAUUACAGCAAUACAGAAGACCAUCAGUUUAUACUUUGAGGAAUCCAGAACCAACGUCGCCGAUGUCCAGAUGCAACUGAGACGAAAGACUGAACUCCUUAAAAAGAAGAUUAUGCAAUUAAGUCGUGACGAGAACAACAAACAACUCACCAGAGAAAUUCUGGUGCUGCAGGGUGAGUUGGACCAGCUUGACAAGUUGGUGGUGAACACCACGAAGACAACUGACUACCAAAUUCAAGAGAUAAGAGUUCUUUUGGAAGAACAACGGAAACGGCAAAUCAUUUUACAGAAACAACUGGAGGAAGCAGAUUAUCCCCAGGCACAACUCAUCAUGAAACUCAUCAGCAUCAUGGAAGAAGUGAGAGAGCAACAGCUGACAACAUCGACCGCUCAAACCAAUUCUCUGCUUCAAGCCAAAGAAAAGGAGUACGCCAAAGCUCAGGCUGAAAUAAGAGAUCUGCAGAGGAAACUGGAACUGAAGAACAAAACGUGCUCUGGACCCGAGACAAGAUAUGAGCAGGUAAAGACUGAAUAUGAACAGAAGAUUGCAGAACUGAACAGAACUGGAGACUCCACAGUGGCGCUCAUUCUGAAUGUGAUCAAGCUGCGUGAUGAGGUGAAAGCUUUGAGGGAAGAGAUCUCCAGCUCAGACGACCCAGACAAGAUCUCAGAGCUGCAAAGUCAACUGCAGAAAAAGCAACGAGAGCUGGACUCCAAGACUGAAGACAUCGAGAAACUGAAUGACAAUCCGAGAACAGUCUUAACAAUCAUCGAGCUGCAGGAAGAGAUCUGGGACCUUCAGAAGAAAGCUGCCAACGGACCCACAAGCGGCAAUCUGAAAAAGUUGCAAAACAGACUGGAUGGUCUUCUGGGUGAAAUAGAUGACCAAGAUGGCAGCAACACACAACUGAUGCUGAGAAUCAUAUUCCUGCAGAGUCAAAUAAAACACCUGGAGAGACAGCUGUCAAACCCCCAUAUGCCACAAAACACCACCGCUACCCAGCUCCAAAAUGACCUCGCAAGCAAGAAGACAAAGCUGGAGAACUAUGUCAGCAAGCUGAAUGAGAAGAACCCGACAGCUGCCAAACUGAUUUUGAGCAUCGCUGGUCUGCACAGCCAGCUCAGAAACCUAGAAAAAGCAAAGCCAACCGAGAGCCAAACAGCUUCUGCUACAAUUUCAAAGCUGAGGGAACAACUAAAGAAUAAAGAGGAGGAGCACUCUCGUGAUCAAGCUGUGAUCGGAGCUCUGCAGAACAAACUGAACCAGACGGAGGCUCAGUGUUCUGAACAGAAAAUUAAGGAGCUUCAGAACAACCUGGAUACCAAAAUAACGGAGCUGCAAUCCAAAUCUGACACAGUUAGUUCACUUGCACUUCAAAUCACUACAUUAACUCUGCAAGUGGACGAACUGAAGAGACAACUACAAAACACUGAAUCCAAAUCCAAGGUUGAAGAACUCCAAAAAAUUAUAGAUGAAAAAACUAAAGAACUGGACAAAAAAACAGAAGAGCUGAGGAAACGAAGUUUACAACCACAAAGACUCCUACAGAUUAUUUCCAUACAAACAGAGAUUGAGAAACUGGCUAGCGUGGCAGCAAAUGACACAGACUACGAUAAGAUAAGAGCAUACCAAGACCAUCUCAAUUAUUUGAUUAACGAAAUUCAAGAUGAAAACAGUGAAAAUACUAAACUGAUGUUUCAAUUCAUGGCGCAACGAGACGAAAUAGCCAGACUCAAGAAGCAAGAAGAGAGUCAGCUACAGGCACAAGUAGAAAAGAUUAAAGAUCUGGAAGAUAAGUUGGAGGACAUCAGAAAUCAGAUAAAAGAAAAGACGCACAUGUUGGAUUCAAGUGAUAUGAGGAUUUCUAAUCAGUCGGCUCAGAUUAUGGAGCUUCACGGGAAAAUCGAACCACUGGAGGAUAAAAUAUCAAGCCUCAAAAAGAACCACGCUGAAGACCUUGCUGAGCUUCAAGAGAGACUGAAUUUUACAAGCAGGCAACUGCAAGUCAGUGAAGUUCAACUCCAGCAGGCAGACACAAAGAAUUUUAACUUAAUAACGGAGAUCGCUGAUCUGAGGGGACAGCUGAAGAAGGCCAAGAAAAAGGCAUCUGAAGUCUCUGGGAAAAACAUUAACGACCUGGAACAACAACUAAGAACACAACAAAGAGAGAAUACAAAGCUUGAACGCGCAAAUAAAGACUUAACACAAGACAUCCAACAGCUGAGAAAGUGCUGCAGUGAUGUCAAGCCCCUGUGUGACGACUUAGAAAGACAACUGCAGCAGAGCCAGGAGGAUGCAGAUCGCCUGCAGAAGCAGCUGCACGACAAAGACGCCACGCUCAAACAACUGGACCAGGAGUUACAAGAACGGACGAAGGAGAAUAAUCAGCUGCAGCACGAAAAAAGCAAUCUGAUGUUACAACUGCAACAGAGAGAGGACGACGCUCAGCACCAACAGCAGCAGCUGCAUGAGAGCGACGCCAGGCUCAGACAGCUGGAGCAUAACUUAGAUGAACAGACCAAUGAGAAUAAAAAACUGCUGGAAGACUACAACAACCUGCAAAACGAGAAGAACAAACUUGAGAACGAUUUAGAAGAACUUCAAAAGCAACAGGAAGAUGUGGAAGAUCAAACGAUCUAUGCCACAAAGACGACCUUUGAUCCAGACACAGCGAACUCAAGAGUAGUACUGUCUGCAGACAACACCGAGAUGUCCACCACUGAUUCCACACAAAAUGUCCCCGACCAUCUGGGCCGUUUUGACGUGAUUCUUGCUGCCCUGGGUGCGACUGGUUACUCGAGUGGCCGACAUUACUGGGAGGUGUCUGUAGCUGGGAAGAGUUGUUUCCACAUUGGGAUGGCCAGCGAAUCUGCUCCAAGAAGGGGAUCGUUUACAUUCAAUCCGACAAGGGGUUUUUGGACUAUAGUCCUGAACAAACAGGGUCAGUACAGAGCUUUAGAUAGGAGGUCUGUUCCUAUUGUUUGUCCAACACAACCUCUUACACUGGGCGUCCUGCUGGACUACAAAAAGGGACAGAUCUCUUUCUACGACGCUGGUGCCAGAUCUCAUUUGUACUCUUUUGUAGGUCAAACAUUUACAGACAAAAUCUAUCCAUUUGUCAAUUUUUGUGUUGAGAAUACUGCAAAUCCGAAUCCAAUAGUUUUACUUUCUCCUGGAUCAGUUGACUGGAUAAAAUAAGAAACAUCACAAGUUCUGUUUGGUCCUGUAUGUCGAAUUUAUGCAUCUCAGUUAUGAACAUCUGCAGAAUAGCUCUCAUUGAUAUUUCUGUAAAUACUGCUGUUGAGUGUCUCAGACAAUAAAAUACAAUAAUACAUUUUGUUUAUUCUCCUUUUU
Molecule: messenger RNA, 3935 nt
Organism: Stegastes partitus (bicolor damselfish)
Lineage: Eukaryota; Metazoa; Chordata; Actinopteri; Pomacentridae
Product: myosin heavy chain, fast skeletal muscle
Exons: 42
Coding region: 237-3779 (1180 amino acids)
Molecular function (GO): protein binding
Source: RefSeq, a predicted model, not a curated record